Molecule: messenger RNA, 1320 nt
Organism: Procambarus clarkii (red swamp crayfish)
Lineage: Eukaryota; Metazoa; Arthropoda; Malacostraca; Decapoda; Cambaridae
Source: RefSeq, a predicted model, not a curated record
AUGGAUAAGGGCCGUAUGAGGCUGGAUAAGGGCCGUGGGGGGAUGGAUAAGGGCCGUGGGGGGAUGGAUAAGGGCCGUAUGAGGCUGGAUAAGGGCCGUAUGAGGCUGGAUAAGGGCCGUAUGAGGCUGGAUAAGGGCCUCUCGGGUAAUGAGCAAAUUAAGUCCAAGUCUGAUUGUCUUAGGCUUAAACCCGGUCGAUUUAUUCAGCACUUACAAGAGGCCGUCCCGACCUCGGUAAAGACUCCCCCCGACCUCGGUAAAGACUCCCCCGACCUCGGUAAAGACUCCCCCGACCUCGGUAAAGACUCCCCCGACCUCGGUAAAGACUCCCCCCGACCCCAACUCCCCCCGACCUCGGUAAAGACUCCCCCGACCUCGGUAAAGACUCCCCCGACCUCGGUAAAGACUCCCCCCGACCUCGGUAAAGACUCCCCCGACCUCGGUAAAGACUCCCCCGACCUCGGUAAAGACUCCCCCGACCUCGGUAAAGACUCCCCCGACCUCGGUAAAGACUCCCCCGACCUCGGUAAAGACUCCCCGACCUCAGUAAAGACUCUCCCCGACCUCAUAAAGACUCCCCCGACCUCAGUAAAGACUCCCCCGACCUCGGUAAAGACUCUCCCCGACCUCGGUAAAGACUCCCCGACCCCGGUAAAAGACUCCCCCGACCCCGGUAAAGACUCCCCCGACCUCGGUAAAGACUCCCCCGACCCCAGUAAAGACUCCCCCCGACCUCGUAAAGACUCCCCGACCUCAGUAAAGACUCCCCCGACCUCGGUAAAGACUCUCCCCGACCUCAGUAAAGACUCCCCCGACCUCAGUAAAGACUCCCCCGACCCCAGUAAAGACUCCCCCGACCUCGGUAAAGACUCUCCCCGACCUCGUAAAGACUCCUUCGACCUCAGUAAAGACUCCCCCGACCUCAGUAAAGACUCCCCCGACCUCAGUAAAGACUCCCCCGACCUCAGUAAAGACUCUCCCCGACCUCAUAAAGACUCCCCCGACCCCAGUAAAGACUCCCCCGACCCCAGUAAAGACUCCCCCGACCCCAGUAAAGACUCCCCCGACCCCAGUAAAGACUCCCCCGACCCCAGUAAAGACUCCCCCGACCCCAGUAAAGACUCCCCCGACCUCAGUAAAGACUCCCCCCCGACCCCAGUAAAGACUCUCCCCGACCCCAGUAAAGACUCCCCGACCCCAGUAAAGACUCCCCCGACCUCAGUAAAGACUCCCCCGACCUCAGUAAAAGGUGCAGGUUCAACCAAUGUAGUUGGUUUCGAGAGGUCUACUUGCCAGGGGCCAGCCAUGCUAGUCUGGUGA